AUGCUCCGCGGCGCGUCUGCAUCCCACGUCGACGCCCUUCGUCGGGUCGCGUGGUUCCGACCCAACGCGGACGUGCGCGGCGUCACUGGACCGCGACGUGCGCUGCUCAUGGCGAAUGGCGACGUGGCAACGUUCGCUGAACUCUCUGGAGCUGUGCUUCGAUCAGUGCCUGUGCGGCAAAAGAGAUGGCAUCCAGUCGUGGCCUAUGGCAAGGCCAUUGCAGCUCAGCGGCAGGCCUCGCUCUGGCAGGGCGCGCUGCUUGGGGUGCGCGAGCUGAGUCGCCACGCCUUGCAAGGCAACACAAUUACCUGGGGUGCAUGCCUUACGGCCAGCGCGUGGCAAGAGUCCUUGGCGGCCUUGACGCACAUGCGAUGGCAGGGUGUGGAGCUCAAUGUGAUCAGCUACAGUUCCAUCUCUGAUGAGUGGCGCUUGGCCAAGCAGCUCUUGGAUGACAUGCAACGGGUUCUGCGCCUGGAUGUGGUGGCGUACAAUGCCACCAUGAAGACUUGGCCCUUGGCCCAGCAGCUCUUAGAGGAGAUGUCCUUUCGAGGCCUCUCUCACACCCAGACGUCUCGGAAUCUUUGCAUUGCGAACUGGGCGACUGCACUGCUCUUGGCUCAGGAUCUUUUGGGCUAUAGCAGCAUCAUCACGAAAUCGCCUUGGUAUCGAAGUACACAGACGCUUCAACACUUGCAGGUGUCACUCCUGCAGCCAGACGUGGCGGCCUACAAUGCCACCAUGAGCUCCUGUGGGCAGCGCAACAAAUGGCUUGAGGCAUUGCACUGCUUGUACGGAAUGCUUCAUCGGCGUGUCAGUGGGCCGGCGCUGGCCCCAGCGAUGGGCACGUGGGACUCGGCGCUUUGGUUGCUGGACUCGAAGCUGGAAAGCUCCAUCGUGGCCUGCGGAGCGGCCAUCAGUGCGUGUGUCAAGGGAGAUCGCUGGGAACGAGCACUGCUCUUGCAUUCCAAGCGAUCCUUCGCAGGGAAUUCGUUGACCUUCAACUCGGCCGUGAGCGCUUGCGAAGAGGGCAGUCACUGGCGCUUGGGUUUUGCGCUGGUGGCUGCGAUGCAGGAUGCACGGCUUCAAACCGACAUGAUCACCUACAACUCAGCCAUCAGUGCAGCUGAGAAGUGCAAAGUUUGGCAGGAGGCUUUGACUGUGUUCAACGACUUACCGCACGGCGAUGCUGAUGUGGUCACAUACUGUGCCACCAUGAAAGCAUGCCGGCCUAUUUGGCCGGUGAUUUUGCGCCUGAUGGAUGAACUGGAAGCGAAAACGAUGGAGGAGACGAAUGCCUUGUGCUACGACGAGGCGGUGCGCGCAUGCGAUCUGGGUGGCCGAUGGAAGCAUCAGAGGAGCACUGAACCCUGUCGCAUGAAUGUCGCUGCACACAAUGCUGCCAUCAGUCAGUGUGCCAAAGACAAGCGCUGGCAGCCAGCGGCGCAAUACUUCCAGCAGCUGCGCCAAAGGCGAUUGGAAGGCAACGAGAUCACUCAGACCGCGCUGCUCAAUGUGCUGUCCAAGAGCCUCCAGUGGUCCACUGCUGUGGAUGCCUUGCAGGCCUUCCGAGUGCAGCACUUUCAGCCCAAUGUCAUCACCUACGGCGCCGCCGUCAGCGCUGCAACCCGCGGCGCAGUCCACUGGAGCGAGAUGUGCGGGCUGCUGUGCCAGAUGUCGGAGAAGGCCUUGGAAACCAAUUGUGUGGUCUACAGCACCAGCAUCAGUGCUUGUGAUGACUGGCCGCAAGCAGUGCAGUUGCUUUCAGAUUUACAACAGAGGUCGUCCGCGAACCUGGUCUGCUACAACGCGGCGGCGCAAGCUUCGUGGCCUCACAACCUGGAGAUCUUGGAGGCCACCGAGCUCCGCUCCCUGCAGCCCAACGUGGUCUCCUUCGGCGCGGCCUUGCGCGGUGGUCCUUGGGCCGCUGGACUGCGGCUCUUGCAGCAGAUGGGUGACAGGCAGCUGCGCUGCAGUUUGGUGGCCUAUGGCGCUUUCUUUGCUAACGCUCCAGCAUGGAAUCUUCUCCUAACGCUCCAGGACCAGGGAAUCCAGCCGAAUUUGCAGAUCUACAGCUCCAGUUUCCCCGUGAUGCCCUGGCGCCGAGCCUACCAGAGCUUCUUCUCGCCGCGGAUCACCGCGGAUCUGGUGGCCUUCUGCGCCGUGAUGACGGCAGAGGACCAUCAGGGCCCUUGGGCGCAGACCUUGGCGCUCCUCUCGCAGGCUCAUGGGCGUCGUUUCUGCUCGGUGAGCUUGUGGGUGGCCUGCAUCAGCACCUGCGAGAGGUCCGGCUCGUGGCCAGCGGCCUUGUCCAUGCUGCGGGAAGCGCCCUUCGGCGACGUCAAGAUUCGGAACGCGGCCCUCAGCACCUGCGGGAAGGCGGCGCAAUGGGAGCGUGCCUUGGAGAUCUUGUGGAAGACUCCUCAGGUGCAUCUAAAAAUCAACACCGUCUCCAUGAACGCCGCAAUCAGUGCCUGUGAGAAAGCCGCACUUUGGCAAAAGGCUUUGGACUUGUACGAAGAGAUGCCCAAGAUCUCACUGAAGGCGGACAGCAUCACGUGCAAUGCCCUGAUCAGUUCCUUCGAGAAGUCAGCGCUUUGGCGGUGGGCGCUACAUUUUCUGCAUGCUUUUGGGCUGUCCGAUGUGGUCGCCUACAAUGCAGCAGUGAGUGCCUGUGAAAAGUCUGGGCAGUGGCAAGCUGCGGUUGGUAUACUUGCAGACAUGCGCACCAGUGUCGUGCAGGCAGAUCGCAUCACCUACAACGCCUCAAUCUCGGCCUGUGAAAAGUGCGGCAUGUGGACCAUGGCCUUGCAUCUUCUCGAAGAGCGUCAAGGUGAUGUUGAUACCGUGACCUUGAGUGCCACCAUCAGUGCCUGUGAGAAAGGCCAUCAGUGGCCUUUGGCAUUGGAGCUUCUACAGAAGAUGGAAGAGCUGGAACUGGACAUGGAAGCCAUCACCUACAACGCCGCCAUCAGUGCUUGUGAGAAGGGCUUCCAAUGGGAAAAGGCCUUGCAUCUGUUCAAGCUUUGCACGAGCGGUGGAAAGCAGCCAGGAAGUAUCGUCACCUACAGCGCUCUUAUCACAGCUUGCGGAAAAUGCGAGCAAUGGCGACAAGUUCAGACUUUGCUGGAUGAGUUGCACGAGUUCCAAAUGGAAGCGAAUUCCAUCACCUGCAACGCAGUGAUCAGUGCUUAUCGCAAGGCAGAGCAGUGGCAGUUGGCGCUGGCCUUUUUCAAGCAGCUCCAAGUGGAUUCGGCACCCAUGGAUGCCAGCAAGCUGCAAAGUUUGGGGCACAAGAUCGACAGCAGGGCAACGGUGGUUGGAACGCCAUGCGUAUGUUUAGCUGGAAUGCCCCGCAAAGCAGUGGCAUCGAAGUGGUUUGAUUUCUUGAACAGUUCGUCCUUCCUGUCUUUCUUCCUUCCACUUUGUUUGUUGCUUUCAUACAACCGCGAUGAGAGAUGAAUUUAGUACCUCAUUCUGUAGUGGAAGAGGCUUGACUAGUACUAAUGGUCUCAAAUGCUCUCGGUAAAGCUGAACGGUUGUACCAAGGAACUGAAAUCCCAGCUUGGCAGAGGAAGAAGAAUUCAGUUUCAAUGAUUUGCGGCUAUAGCCGCUAUGCGAUCCGUUUCUUUUUGGUUCUUGAGCAAAAACCCUCACCUCUUUGUUCCUCGCUAGGCCUUAAUCUUUGCCGCUGCCUCAGAUGCAGCUGCCACAGGGCAACGUGAGCUGUUAGAGACUGAGCUGCUGCCUUUGGCACAAAGUCGGGCCCUGGACAAUCUGCGCCAGAGACUUCAUGUGGAG
Durusdinium trenchii is the source of this 3798-nucleotide messenger RNA. The record is from the annotation of a GenBank genome assembly. NCBI's taxonomy places the organism in Eukaryota, Dinophyceae, Suessiales, Symbiodiniaceae.